Catharus ustulatus (Swainson's thrush) is the source of this 3708-nucleotide messenger RNA. RefSeq names its product probable serine/threonine-protein kinase kinX. The record is from RefSeq and is a predicted model, not a curated record. NCBI's taxonomy places the organism in Eukaryota, Metazoa, Chordata, Aves, Passeriformes, Turdidae. Bases 1 to 3708 code for a protein of 1235 amino acids. The transcript is spliced from 3 exons. Gene Ontology annotation, cellular component: membrane.
AUGAGACAACUCCAGUGUAUGAGCCCAAGAAAGAUAAAUUCAGGUGAGGAGCCUGGGAAGGAGACGAAUCCAGUUGAUGAGCCCAAGAAGGAGACAAUUUCAGAUGAGGAACCUGGGCAGGAGACAACUCCCAGUGAUAUGCCCAAGAAAGAGACAAUUUCAGAUGAGGAAUCCAGGGAGGAGACAACUCCAGUUGAUGAGCCCAAGAAGGAGACAAUUUCAGAUGAGGAGUCCAGGGAUGAGACAACUCCAGUUGAUGAGCCCAAGAAGGAGACAAUUUCAGAUGAGGAGCCUGGGGAGGAGACAAAUCCAGUUGAUGAGCCCAAGAAGGAGACAAUUUCAGAUGAGGAAUCCAGGGAUGAGACAACUCCAGUUGAUGAGUCCAAGAAGGAGACAAUUUCAGAUGAGGAGCCUGGGGAGGAGACAACUCUUGGUGAUGAGCCCAAGAAGGAGACAAUUUCAGAGGAGGAAUCCAGGGAUGAGGCAAAUCCAGUUGAUGAGCCCAAGAAGGAGAUAAUUUCAGAUGAGGAACCUGGGGAGCAGACAACUCCCAGUGAUGAGCCCAAGAAGGAUACAAUUUCAGAUGAGGAAUCCAGGGAUGAGACAACUCCAGUUGAUGAGCCCAAGAAGGAGACAAUUUCAAAUGAGGAAUCCAGGGAUGAGACAUCUCUUGCUGAUGAGCCCAAGAAAGAAAUAGUUUCAGAUAUGGAGCCUGGGGAGGAGACAAAUCCAGUUGAUGAGCCCAAGAAGGAGACAAUUUCAGAUGAGGAAUCCAGGGAUGAGACAACUCCAGUGGAUGAGCACAAGAAAGAGAUAGUUUCAGAUGAGGAGCCUGGCAAGGAGACAACUCCAGUUAAUGAGCCCAAGAAGGAGACAAUUUCAGAUGAGGAACCUGGGCAGGAGACAACUCCCAGUGAUGAGCCCAAUAAAGAGACAAUUUCAGAUGAGGAAUCCAGGGAUGAGACAACUCCAGUUGAUGAGCCCAAGAAGGAGACAAUUUCAGAUGUGGAAUCCAGGGAUGAGACAUCUCUUGCUGAUGAGCCCAAGAAAGAUAUAGUUUCAGAUAUGGAGCCUGGGAAGGAGACAAAUCCAGUUGAUGAGCCCAAGAAGGAGACAAUUUCAGAUGGGGAAUCCAGGGAUGAUACAACUCCAGUUGAUGAGUCCAAGAAGGAGACAAUUUCAGAUGAGGCGUCCAGGGAUGAGACAACUCCAGUUGAUGAGCCCAAGAAGGAGACAAUUUCAAAUGAGGAAUCCAGGGAUGAGUCAUCUCUUGCUGAUGAGCCCAAGAAAGAUAUAGUUUCAGGUAUGGAGCCUGGGAAGGAGACAAAUGCAGUUGAUGAGCCCAAGAAGGAGACAAUUUCAAAUGAGGAAUCCAGGGAUGAGACAACUCCAGUUGAUGUGCCCAAGAAGGAGAUAAUUUCAAAUGAGGAAUCCAGGGAUGAGACAUCUCUUGCUGAUGAGCCCAAGAAAGAAAUAGUUUCAGAUAUGGAGCCUGGGAAGGAGACAAAUCCAGUUGAUGAGCCCAAGAAGGAGACAAUUUCAAAUGAGGAAUCCAGGGAUGAGACAAAUCCAGUGGAUGAGCCCAAGAAGGAUAUAAAUUCAGGUGAGGAGCCUGGGGAGGAGACAAAUCCAGUUGAUGAGCCCAAGAAGGAGACAAUUUCAGAUGGGGAAUCCAGAGAUGAGACAACUCCAGUUGAUGAGCCCAAGAAGGAGACAAUUUCAGAUGGGGAAUCCAGAGAUGAGACAACUCCAGUUGAUGAGUCCAAGAAGGAGACAAUUUCAGAUGAGGAGCCUGGGGAGGAGACAGCUCUUGGUGAUGAGCCCAAGAAGGAGACAAUUUCAGAGGAGGAAUCCAGGGAUGAGGCAAAUCCAGUUGAUGAGCCCAAGAAGGAGAUAAUUUCAGAUGAGGAACCUGGGGAGCAGACAACUCCCAGUGAUGAGCCCAAGAAGGAUACAAUUUCAGAUGAGGAAUCCAGGGAUGAGACAACUCCCAGUGAUGAGCCCAAGAAGGAUACAAUUUCAGAUGAGGAAUCCAGGGAUGAGACAAAUCCAGUGGAUGAGCCCAAGAAGGAGAUAAAUUCAGGUGAGGAGCCUGGGGAGGAGACAAAUCCAGUUGAUGAGCCCAAGAAGGAGACAAUUUCAAAUGAGGAAUCCAGGGAUGAGACAUCUCUUGCUGAUGAGCCCAAGAAAGAAAUAGUUUCAGAUAUGGAGCCUGGGGAGGAGACAAAUCCAGUUGAUGAGCCCAAGAAGGAGACAAUUUCAAAUGAGGAAUCCCAGGAUGAGACAACUCCAGUUGAUGAGUCCAAGAAGGAGACAAUUUCAGAUGAGGAAUCCAGGGAUGAGACAACUCCAGUGGAUGAGCACAAGAAAGAGAUAGUUUCAGAUGAGGAGCCUGGCAAGGAGACAACUCCAGUUAAUGAGCCCAAGAAGGAGACAAUUUCAGAUGAGGAACCUGGGCAGGAGACAACUCCCAGUGAUGAGCCCAAUAAAGAGACAAUUUCAAAUGAGGAAUCCAGGUAUGAGACAACUGUCAGUGAUGAGCCCAAGAAGGAGACAAUUUCAGAUGAGGAAUCCAGGGAUGAGACAACUGUCAGUGAUGAGCCCAAGAAGGAGACAAUUUCAGAUGAGGAAUCCAGGGAUGAGACAACUCCAGUUGAUGAGCCCAAGAAGGAGACAAUUUCAGAUGUGGAAUCCAGGGAGGAGACAACUCCAGUUGAUGUGCCCAAGAAGGAGAUAAUUUCAAAUGAGGAAUCCAGGGAUGAGACAUCUCUUGCUGAUGAGCCCAAGAAAGAUAUAGUUUCAGAUAUGGAGCCUGGGAAGGAGACAAAUCCAGUUGAUGAGUCCAAGAAGGAGACAAUUUCAUAUGAGGAACCUGGGAAGGAGACAAAUCCAGUUGAUGAGCCCAAGAAGGAGACAAUUUCAGAUGGGGAAUCCAGGGAUGAGACAACUCCAGUGGAUGAGCCCAAGAAAGAGAUAGUUUCAGAUGAGGAGCCUGGGAAGGAGACAAAUCCAGUUGAUGAGCCCAAGAAGGAGACAAUUUCAGAUGAGGAACCUGGGCAGGAGACAACUCCCAGUGAUGAGCCCAAGGAGGAGACAAUUUCAAAUGAGGAAUCCAGGGAUGAGACAACUCCAAUUGAUGAGCCCAAGAAGGAGACAAUUACAAAUGAGGAAUCCAGGGAAGAGACAACUCCAGAUGAUGAGCCCAAGAAGAAGUCAAUUUCAGAGGAGGAAUCCAGGGAUGAGACAAAUCCAGUUGAUGAGCCCAAGAAGGAGAUAAUUUCAGGUGAGGAGCCUGGGGAGGAGACAGCACGUGAUGAUGAGCACAAGGAGACAGGUGCAGAUGUGGAAUCCAGGGAUGAGGCAAAUCUUGGUGCUGAGCUCAGUGAUGAGGCUAGUCCAGGAGUGGCACUGGUUGCCAUCCCAGCGUGUAUAGGCGCACUGGGGCUCACAGGAACCGACAUCGCCGCUGGCUCCAUCGCUGCCAAGAUGAUGUCAGCAGCUGCCAUUGCCAACGGGGGAGGAGUGGCUGCCGGCAGCACCGUGGCCGUGCUGCAGUCGGUCGGAGGUGCACGUAUGUCUCGUGAUAACAAAACUCAGCUGACAUCUGCACUGAGCAAAGUUGGUGUAGCAAGCAUUUUUCGGAUGUCCAAGAGAAUCAAAGCUAAAAUAAAGGACAAAAAUGUAAGUGACAAACCCAAGAAAAAGUAA